UGAUGCCAUCGCUGCAGCCGUCCAUGGCUACGACGCCCGAGCCAGGCAAAGUGAUCCCGUGGCGGCGCUGGGCGUUCGCCAGCUUGGGCUCGGUGCUGUCCAACUUCGGCUCGCUGUGGUUCCUCCUGGCGCCGCUGCUCGCCGCCUACGCGCCGCGGCGGCUGUUCAAGACCUACUUCGACCUCUUCCUCCGCCGCUACGCCCGCCGGCUGCUCGCCGUCGUCGACCCCUACGUCACCGUCGACGUCUCCGAGCCGGGCGGGGCGGCCAGCGCGCACUACUCCCGGUACGGCCGCGUCACCGAGCACGACAGCGCCUACGAGGAGGUGAAGGCGUACCUGAGCGACACGUGCGCGGGGGAGGCUCGCGAGCUCCGCGCCGAGGGCGCCCCGGAGGGCGAUGGCGUCGUGAUCAGCAUGCGCGACGGGCAGGACGUCGCCGACGAGUUCGGGGGCGCCACCGUGUGGUGGACGUCGGUGGUGCGGGAGAACUCGCAGGGGCAGCAGCGGCCGCACACCAGGCAGUGCCAGCGCCUCACGUUCCACCAGCGCGACCGCCGCCUCGUCGUCGACGAGUACCUGCCGCACGUCCGCCGGAAGGGCCGCGAGAUCCUCUUCAGCAACCGCCGGCGACGGCUCUACACCAACAACAAAUCCGGCGAAUCCUUCCGGUAUGAUUACAAGGCAUGGAGCUACAUCGACUUCGACCACCCGACGACGUUCGACACGUUGGCCAUGGACGUGGCCAAGAAGAGGGAGAUCAUCGACGACCUCAACGCGUUCCGGAGCAACAGGGAAUUCUACCGGCGCGCCGGCAAGCCGUGGAAACGUGGAUACUUACUGUACGGCCCACCGGGCACCGGCAAGUCAACCAUGAUUGCUGCCAUGGCCAACUACCUCGACUACGACAUCUACGACGUCGAGCUCACCGUGGUGAAAGACAACAACGACCUCCGCAGGCUCCUGAUCGAGACGACCAGCAAGUCGAUCAUCGUCAUCGAGGACAUCGACUGCUCCCUCGACCUCACCGGCGACCGCGCCACGCAGCGGCGGAGGCGCCAUGACAGGGACAACAGCAACACAAGGGACGAGAACAGCCGGCGUGACGGCAGCAUGGUGACCUUGUCCGGCCUGCUCAACUUCAUCGACGGGCUCUGGUCGGCGUGCGGCGGCGAGCGGAUCAUCGUGUUCACGACCAACCACGUCGAAAGGCUCGACGAGGCGCUGAUCCGGCGGGGCAGGAUGGACAUGCACAUCGUGAUGUCCUACUGCGGCUUCGACGCCUUCAGGACCCUCGCCAAGAACUACCUCGGCAUCGACGACCACGCCCUCUUCAGCGCCGUCGACGAGAUCCUCGGCAGGGAGAGCAUCACGCCGGCCGACGUCGCCGAGUGCCUCAUGACGGCCAAGCGUGCCGGCUCCGACGAGCCGUCCCGCCUUCUUGAGAUCGUGGUCGACGAGCUGAAGCAGAGGGUGGAAGCGAACGCGAAGGUGAAGGCGGAGGCGGAGGCGAAGGCCGAGGCGGAGGAAGAAGCCGAGGCGGCUGAGAUGGACCGUGACGACCGACGGGGAGAACAAAAUGGACGAAAAUCUCCCAAAAUUUGAGCAUACAGGAGGUUUUGUAAACCGUCUUUACGGAUUUCUAGUUCUGCGAUGGACACGCAAAUGAGUACUUACUGCUCAUUUUAAUCUUAACAUCUUUGAUUUUUUAAUAUCCAUUU
Messenger RNA from Oryza brachyantha (malo sina), 1720 nucleotides. Its product is annotated as AAA-ATPase At3g28580-like. The transcript has 2 exons. Bases 3 to 1604 code for a protein of 533 amino acids. The record is from RefSeq and is a predicted model, not a curated record. Gene Ontology annotation, molecular function: ATP hydrolysis activity; ATP binding. Lineage: Eukaryota; Viridiplantae; Streptophyta; Magnoliopsida; Poales; Poaceae.